AUGGUUCAAGGCCCCCCUCCACCACAGGACAAAUGGGAAGAGCUCAUCGGCCAGGACUCUCCAGUGGAGGUCUUUCAGCACAUCACCUUGAUGACACUGAACACUAUCAUGAAGUGUACCUUCAGCCACAAGGGCAGUAUCCAGGUGGACAGGAAAUCACAGUCCUACAUCAAAGCCAUCAGAGAUCUGACCAACCUAUUUUUUUCCCGUGCUAAGAAUGCCUUUUACCAGAAUGACACUAUCUACAAUCUGACACCUGAAGGCCGCAGAGCUCAACAUGCCUGCCAGAUCGCCCAUCAGUACACAGACCGAGUGAUCCAGCAGAGGAAGGCUCAACUGCAGGAGGAGGGCGAGCUAGAGAACCUCAAGAAAAAGAGGCACCUGGAUUUCCUGAACAUCCUCCUCUUGGCCAAAAUGGAGAAUGGGAGCAGCUUGUCAGACAAGGACCUCCGUGCUGAGGUGGACACGUUCAUGUUCGAGGGUCACGACACCACAGCCAGCGGCAUCUCCUGGAUCCUCUAUACUCUUGCCGUGAACCCCAAGCAUCAGCAGAGAUGCCGAGAGGAGGUCCAGAGCCUCUUGGGGGAUGGAGCCUCCAUCACCUGGGAGCACCUGGACCAGAUGCCCCACACCAUCAUGUGCAUCAAGGAGGCAUUGAGAAUCUAUCCACCAGUACCAGCAAUUAGCAGGGAACUGAGCAAACCUGUCACCUUCCCUGAUGGACACUCCUUGCCCAAAGGUAUCAUAGUGAUACUUUCCAUGUAUGGCCUCCACCACAACCCGAAGGUGUGGCCAAACCCAGAGGUGUUUGACCCUUCCCGCUUUGCACCAGGUUCUGACCGACAUAGCCAUGCAUUCCUGCCCUUCUCAGGAGGAUCAAGGAACUGCAUUGGGAAACAAUUUGCCAUGAACGAGCUGAAGGUGGCCAUGGCCCUGACCCUGCUUUGCUGUGAGCUGCUCCCUGAUCCCACAAGGGUCCCCAUACUCCCUCGAGCUGUGUUGAAAUCCAACAAUGGGAUUCACUUGCAUCUCAAGAAGCUCUCUAAUCCGUGGGGGGACAAGAAUGGGCUCUGA
Carlito syrichta (Philippine tarsier) is the source of this 1074-nucleotide messenger RNA. RefSeq names its product cytochrome P450 4A11-like (gene CYP4A51). NCBI's taxonomy places the organism in Eukaryota, Metazoa, Chordata, Mammalia, Primates, Tarsiidae. The record is from RefSeq and is a predicted model, not a curated record. Gene Ontology annotation, molecular function: heme binding; oxidoreductase activity, acting on paired donors, with incorporation or reduction of molecular oxygen; iron ion binding.